GAGCAGAAACCCCAUCAUGUGACCAUAACAUAUUAUACAUUUUGGCGCUAUUCCCGAUAUAGUAUUCAAGAUCUAAAUUCUGGACCUCGCUCUCUGUCGCUCUCACGUCUCGCGCACAACUUCCAAUCGAUUAGACCGGCGUAUCUCAUCCUCAAGCUACCCGAAACUAUAUACAAGUGGAUUGCACCCCCCCGACAACCUCAGCGCAAAUUCACCCUCCAAUGGCCCACGCCGAAGCCCCAGCCAUGUCUUCAACCCGCCCAAAUGAGGCCGCCCCAGCGCCAACCGCCAAACCCGCCAUCUCCCCCAGCCUCCGCAACCGCCGCCAACUCGGUCUCUUCUUCGGCGGCGCGGCCUUCUUUGGCAUCGCAAGCCUGAUCACACGCCGCUCGCUCGUACGGCGCUACAAAGCCAUCGUUCCGUCGUUCUACCAACCCUCGAACCAGGCGGCGCCGCCUCUCAAUCUGCAAGUCGAGGCUAUGGAUGCGCUGACUAUUGCGACGGCGAAUGUGUUCAGUUUGGCCAUGAUGUGUACCGGUGGAAUGCUGUGGGCGUUUGAUAUCGCGAGUAUAGACGAGUUGAGGGCGAAGAUGAGGGGGCGGUUGGGGACGGAGAGGGUUGCUGGGGGAGGGGAUUCGAAGGCAGAGAGGGAGCUGGAGGAGUGGUUAGCGGGUAUCUUCGAGAGGAAGAAGAACUCGAAGGACUCGAAGGACCCGGAGGAUGAGAAAUGAGCAUUGUAUACUAGGCAUGACUGGCGUUUGGGGCAUGAGGUGUGUUUAUGGAGGAAUGACCGGCACGAUGUGUAGGAAUAUGGGAGGAAAUCGCAAUUCUAAGAUACCAGGGUGUGGAAGGUCAGAAUAACUGACAUCGACUGUGGGUUGAACCGAAGAGGUCCGGAUUAUUGGUGCCGAUUUACAGUUAUGUUAGGACAGACAUAUCAGUUAGCUUGCCGACGGAAUGAAAUCUAGUGAUCACACGC
Molecule: messenger RNA, 979 nt
Organism: Pseudogymnoascus destructans
Lineage: Eukaryota; Fungi; Ascomycota; Leotiomycetes; Thelebolales; Thelebolaceae
Exons: 1
Coding region: 222-731 (169 amino acids)
Cellular component (GO): mitochondrion
Source: RefSeq, a predicted model, not a curated record